Grosmannia clavigera kw1407 is the source of this 936-nucleotide messenger RNA. Its product is annotated as short chain dehydrogenase reductase. Bases 1 to 936 code for a protein of 311 amino acids. The record is from RefSeq and is a predicted model, not a curated record. Gene Ontology annotation, molecular function: oxidoreductase activity. The transcript is spliced from 2 exons. Gene Ontology annotation, cellular component: cytosol. NCBI's taxonomy places the organism in Eukaryota, Fungi, Ascomycota, Sordariomycetes, Ophiostomatales, Ophiostomataceae.
AUGGCACAGCAACCACCCUCUUACACCAAGCUGGCCCACUCGGCCACUUAUCCCGCUAUCAACCCAACGUCUCCAGGGCUCUCUACCAGUGGUAAGGCCAUACUAAUCACUGGCGCAUCGGGAGGCAUUGGCCGUGCUGCUGCGCUGUCGUUUGCCGCUUCGGGACCCAAAUCACUUAUCCUGCUUGGGAGGCGUUCGGAUGCAUUGACCGAAACGGCCCAGCUCGUGCGAUCCCGCUAUGCUAAUUUGCCGAUCGACACUCACCUGAUUGAUCUCUGCGAUGCGCCCGGGCUCCGAGGUGUUUUCGACAGUGUAGCAUCUAAGUCGGGUGGUAUCGACGUCCUGGUUCACUGCGCCGGUGUCCUAGCCCCCGUUGUCCCCCUGUUGGACGUGGAACCCUCUACUUUCCUGGAUGGUUACAAGACCACCGUCGUGGGCACCCUCGCGCUUGCCCAAGCCUUUGUGCUGGCCAACAAGAGCUCACGCCCGGACACCCAAGACGACAAGCCCAUCCUUGUCAAUCUAACCACGGCCGGCAUCUUGUUCCCACCCUUCCCUGGCAUGGGCGCCUACGUCAGCAGCAAGAUGGCGGCGGUCAAGCUUCUGGAAGCUUUUGCAGCUGAGAACCCCCAAGUGCGUUUGCACCACGUGCAUCCUGGCUUCCUAGAUACUGCUAUGUCCGCCCAGUUGGCAAAGACUACAAAGCUUCCAUUCGGCUUUGACGAUAUCUCCCUUCCUGCCGAUUUCCUGGUGUGGAUCUCUUCGCCGGAGGCAAAGUUCCUAAACGGUAAGCUCGUCUUUGCCGCUUGGGACGUGGAAGAGCUCAAGAGCCGGGAGAAGGAGAUAGUCGGUGGACCUCCGGGAACUGGUGAGCUGUGGCUGGGCUUUAAAGGAUUCCCACGAUACGUCGGAGGUCACGCAUUGGGGCAGAAUUAG